Molecule: messenger RNA, 978 nt
Organism: Auxenochlorella protothecoides
Lineage: Eukaryota; Viridiplantae; Chlorophyta; Trebouxiophyceae; Chlorellales; Chlorellaceae
Exons: 2
Coding region: 1-978 (325 amino acids)
Source: RefSeq, a predicted model, not a curated record
AUGGAGGUAUCGGGUCGUGGGUCGCACUACGAAUUCAGUCCUGCCGGUGGGAGCCCUCGCUCGCCAAGCGGCUGGCUGUCACUGGGCUCGGCGGGAUCACGGCUGCACCGUACUUACCCCUCCACCUGCUCUCUUGCCGCCUCAAGUGUGGAGGACUACUGGGAUGCCCAGUCCGCUGCGCCUUCUGGCGACCCCAGCCUGCCUGGCAGCCUCUGCGACGCAGAGUCUCGCAAGCUGCUGGAGCUGAGGGAGUGCCUGGUGGCCUCGGAGCGGCAUCGCCCGCCCCCUCCCGACGCCCACUCAUCUGCAGCAGGCGCAGGGCCUCUCUUGAGCGACCUGAGGGAGGCCAGUUACAUGGAAGAAUGCUCGGUGCGCCUCCCCUUUCCCGGCCACCGGUUCCCCGACGACGCCGAGGCGGCCGUCACCCCCCCUGCCUCUCCCACUGACAGCGAGUCGGAGGACGGCUCCGCCAUCCGCACGCCCCAGCAGCGCAGCACCGCCCGUCUGGGGCACACGGCUUCGGACGUGUGGGAUGCGGCGGUCGCAGCGGCGCAGGACGCCCUCCGCCUCGCGUCGCCGCCCCCCUGCCCGUCCCGCUGCCCCGCCUCACCCGCGACGCCCGCCUCCCGGGCGGCCUCCGCCUCCCCCGCCGCGCUCGCCUCACCCACCAGCCUGGAGGACGAGGUGGUGGUGGCGCGCAUGGUGGCCCAGAUCUGCGCGCGCGCGGUGACGGCCGCCGACCUGGAGUCCACCUGGCGUCGGCGCGUGGGCCUGCUGGAGCGGCGGCUGGGCACGGCCAAGCAGAUGACCUGGGCCAUGCUGCGCCACCACCGCGCCGCGCUGGAGGCGGUGGAGCCCUGGGCCCAGAGCCUGUCCCAGGGCGGCCUGCUCAUCGGCGCCAGCCUGGCGGGGGGGGUGGCCGCGCUGGUCGCGCUGCGCCUGCUCACUGCCAGGGCGCAGGCCGGCACGCCGUCCUGA